This is a messenger RNA of Capsella rubella, 1138 nucleotides long. RefSeq lists its product as uncharacterized. The record is from RefSeq and is a predicted model, not a curated record. The transcript has a single exon. Bases 161 to 1129 code for a protein of 322 amino acids. Lineage: Eukaryota; Viridiplantae; Streptophyta; Magnoliopsida; Brassicales; Brassicaceae.
GUUAAACUAACUCAUCUUUUCCAACAGAGAAAAGAUCAAUAUUUUGGCUAAACUAAACUCUUAUGCAAGAUAAUAAGAGCAAAGGGUUUAUAUCAUUCUUUUAGGUUAUUAGGUUUCUUUUUUUAAAAAACUUUUGAACCCUUUGAGGAUUGUAAUAAAAAUGUUAUCGUUUCGAAUGCCAUCUAUCGGAAGCAAUCCUACCGCAUUUGCUGCAAAAAUAACGGACAGCCCCAAGACCGUGGCGCAGCUCAAGUCAGCUGCGACACCUUCGCCUCAUAGCACUGUCACGUGUGGUUACCAAGCUCACGUGGCCGGCUACUUUCGAAACGUUACAGUUUUAUGGUCCAAGAAUCUCAUGAAUCAUUCUCUUACCGUCAUGGUUUCGAGUUUGGACAAUGACAUGAAUUAUUGUUGUAAGAUUGAUCUUGUGAAGCCAUGGCAGUUUUGGAGCAAAAGAGGGUCAAAGUCGUUUGACGUUGAGGGAAACUUUGUGGAGGUCUUUUGGGAUCUUCGGUCAGCAAAAUUGGCUGGAAAUGGUAGCCCUGAACCUGUGUCAGAUUAUUAUGUGGCAAUAGUUUCUGAUGAAGAGGUUGUUUUAUUAUUGGGGGAUUUAAAGCAAAAGGCAUACAAGCGGACAAAGUCAAGACCCGCAUUGGUGGAAGGGUUCAUAUACUUUAAAAAGGAAAGCAUUUUCGGGAAGAAAAGUUUUUCGACUCGGGCUAGAUUCGACGAGCAAAGAAAGGAGCAUGAAGUGGUUGUUGAGAGCUCUAAUGGAGCGGCCGAGCCAGAGAUGUGGAUAAGCGUGGACGGGAUUGUGGUUGUGCAUGUGAAGAAUCUACAAUGGAAAUUUAGAGGUAAUCAAAUGGUGUUGGUGGAUAGGACACCAAUAAUGGUCUACUAUGAUGUUCAUGAUUGGUUGUUUGCAACUUCGGAGACUACGGCAACUUCAGGGUUGUUUUUGUUUAAGCCUGUCGCGGUCGGAUCGAUGGUAGAUGAGUGUUAUAGCGAUGAGGAGGAAGGGGAUAGCGCAGGAGGGAGUAGUCCUUUGAGUCGUUACAAUUCAGCAUCAAGUGGUUAUGGACCGUUACAUGACUUUUGUUUGUUUCUUUAUGCUUGGAAACUUGAAUGAAGAAUAAUA